Messenger RNA from Acanthocheilonema viteae, 798 nucleotides. The record is from the annotation of a GenBank genome assembly. NCBI's taxonomy places the organism in Eukaryota, Metazoa, Nematoda, Chromadorea, Rhabditida, Onchocercidae.
AUGGGAACACUUAGUAUACAACUACCAACAGGUUCAGUACGUAAUCUUACCGAAGUAUUCAUUCUUCUUCGAAAUAAUGCGCUGCACAACAAGUUCAUCUUUGCUAAUAAUACUACAAUUGCAGCUGAGGAGAAAAUGUCGUUGGUUGCUUUGGAUGAACAAACCGAAACAGUUCAUGUCUCGAGUUCUAGCCGUGUACCACCCGAGUGGGUCAAUUAUCUUGACGAAGCACAAUAUGAACUUACGAGAAUACGAUCACGUUUAAAACAAAUUCGAGAAAUGCAACAGAAUCACAUAUCGAAGCCAAGUUUCGUAGAAGAUUUGGAGGCUCAAAAAGAAAUGGACAAAAGUACAAAUGAAGUUACGGAAAUGUUUUCUCAUUGCCAGCGCUUGAUUGGUUUUAUUGAAAAAGCCAAUGUUAUCGAAAGCACACAACAGUCUUUGUUGCGUGGAAAUGUAAUUUUAACAUUACGGUUGACACUGAGUAACUUGGCUGGAGAUUUCCGGUCGAGUCAGGCAAAAUUUUUAAAGCAAAUUGAAGCACGUAAAGAAACUGUCAAUUCAUACCUUCUGGCGUCCACUGAUUGGGUGAAUACCGAGGUUCUUGAUGAUGUGCCAAUCGAUGCAUCACGAGAUGGCCUUACCAUGGAACAGAUACAAUUGUUAUUGCAAAAUGCUGAUAUGGUAAAGGAACGUGAACGUGACGUGAUGAGUGUCAGUAAAUCGAUUGUGGAGUUAAAUUCUUUAUUCAAGGAUCUUGCUUCUAUGGUCGUUGAUCAGGUACUUGGAAUAAGCUAA